Messenger RNA from Microthlaspi erraticum, 2559 nucleotides. Lineage: Eukaryota; Viridiplantae; Streptophyta; Magnoliopsida; Brassicales; Brassicaceae. The record is from the annotation of a GenBank genome assembly.
AUGGAAGGGAAGGUGUUCUUGUGCAAAUACUUGAUAUGGGUGAUGUUACUGUUGGAUCAGCUACGUGGAUACAAAAGCUGUGUUGAGAAAGAAAGGGAAGCUUUGUUGGAGCUCAAGAACUACAUAGCUUCUAUUACUAAAGAAUAUCCUGAGUCUGCUCUGUUUGCUUGGACCAAUGACACAACGAGCGAUUGCUGCCUGUGGGAGGAAAUUAAGUGCAACCGUACAAGCGGACGUGUGACCGAGAUUGCCUUUGGUACACUGGACCUCAAAGAGAAUUCUCUCCUAAAUCUUUCUUUGUUUCAUCCCUUCGAAAAUAUUCGAAGUCUGAACUUAUCCAAGUCUAGAUUCAGUUACUUGUACCCGAUUGAGGAGAGAGGAUUCCAUGAAGAGGAAAACAACCAAUUCCAUGGCUUCUUCGAUGAUGUUGAAGGUUAUAAAAGCUUAAGGAGGUUAAGAAACCUGGAAAUUCUAGAUCUCUCUUCAAAUAAAUUCAACAAUAGUAUAUUUCCUUUUCUUAAUGCGGCUACAUCACUCACAACUCUUUUUCUCCGGGAUAACUACAUGGAUGGCCCUUUUCCUGCUAAAGAACUUAGAGAUUUGAAAAACUUGGAACUUUUGGACCUGAGUAGAAACAGAUUCAAUGGCACGAUACCAACACAAGGUUCUUGGAAGCCAAAGUUUCAGCUGAAUGCUAUUGUACUACAAUCUUGCAACUUGGACAAGAUUCCUCAGUUUCUCCUACAACAGAAACAUCUGCGCCUAGUUGAUCUCUCCGACAAUAACAUUACUGGAAAUUUUCCAACUUGGUUGUUGGAAAACAAUACAGAACUCAAAGUUUUGCGUCUACAGAAUAAUACUCUCACGAGCUUCCAGCUACCAGAAUCUACUCAUGACCUGGCAUUCCUUGACGUGUCAAGUAAUGAAUUCAACCAUCUUUUUCCUGAGCACAUUGGGUGGAUACUUCCUCAGUUAAUGUCUAUGAACAUAUCGAGCAACGGUUUUCAAGGAAAUCUGCCGUCUUCUCUGAAAAAUAUGACAGAGAUUACAUAUCUUGAUCUAUCUUACAACAGUUUCCAAGGGAAGAUACCAAAAGGGUUUUUGAAAGAUAGCGUGGAAGUUCUGAAGUUGUCACACAACAAACUAAGUGGAGAGGUUAUUCUUUUCCAAGAAGAAUACUACUUUUACAGUAUAUCACAACUGUUACUGGAUAACAAUCAGUUUACAGGAAAGAUUGGCCAAGGUUUUCGGAGGUUGCAAUACUUGUCAGUGCUUGACAUUACCAACAACAGUCUCUCAGGUGUGAUUCCAGUUUGGAUCGGCGAACUUCCAAUGUUAGCGUUACUGCUUUCAAACAACUCAUUGGAAGGUGAAAUACCUAGUUCCUUGUUCAACACGUCAACUCUUAAUGUAUUGGACCUCUCUGCAAACAGGUUAUCUGGAGAGAUACCUCCACACGUCAAAUCCUCAAAGCCGUUAGUGUUACUCCUGCAAGAUAAUGACCUCUCAGGGGUUAUUCCUGACACAUUGCUAAUGAAUGUCUCUGUUCUUGAUUUGAGAAACAACAGAUUGUCUGGGAACAUUCCCAAGUUCGUUGACACUAAAAGCAUUAGUAUUCUUCUUCUACGGGGAAACAAUUUAUCUGGUUCUAUACCUCACCAGUUGUGUGGCCUAAGCAACAUCCACCUUCUUGAUCUUGCCAAGAACAGACUGAGUGGAUCUAUACCUUCAUGUCUUAGCAAUACAUCACUUGGUUUGGGAAAAGAUGAUGCAUUUUAUUAUUUUGAUCUCGAUUUCAGUGAAAGUUCUAAUAGUUUCGAGCUUGGCUAUGCUCUGGAGCAGGAUUCCACUUUCACAAAAACUGUUGGUAGAAAUUUCAAAUCUCUUCUUGUGCUUGACCCGUUUAUUGGAAGCUUCAUGGAAAAAGCCACCCGGACGAAGAUUGAGUUUGCAACAAAACACCGAUAUGAUGCUUAUAUGGGUGAUAAUCUCGGAUUGUUGUUUGGAAUGGAUCUCUCGGAGAAUUAUCUGAGCGGUGAGAUCCCAUUUGAGCUUGGAGAGCUUCUGAAACUACAUUCUCUCAAUCUUUCUCACAACAGAUUAUCAGGAGUGAUACCAGAGAGCUUUUCAGGUCUCAAGAAUGUGGAAAGCCUUGAUCUGUCCUUCAACGGUCUACAAGGUCGGAUCCCAUCACGACUUGCAGAGAUGAGCAACCUAGCUAUCUUCAAUGUCUCGUUCAACAACUUAUCAGGAGUCAUUCCACAGGGAAAGCAGUUUAACACGUUUGAUACGCAAAGCUACUUAGGUAAUCCUCUUCUUUGUGGAGAACCAACAAAAAUAAGCUGCAAUGAUCAUAGCUUUCAUGAACAAGACAAUGAUGGAGUGGAAGCUGAUGAAAGCACAGUUGACAUGGUUUCUUUCUACUGGAGUGCUGCUGCAGCCUAUGUGACAAUACUUGUUGGUUUAUUUGCAUCUCUCUCUUUUGAUUCUCCUUGGAGCAGAUUUUGGUUUUACAUGGUUGACGUUUUCAUCCACAAGGUGAGGAGAUUGUUGUGUUAA